AUGGUGGAGGAUCUAAUUCGCAAGGCUGGAGCCAUUCGAAAUCAUGCACAGGUGGUGGGAUCUACUUUCAUCACAUUUGAAAAUAAUAUAUCUAACAUAAUAAUUGUCUCAGGAUCCGGAGGAGGGUCCGGAUAUUAUGCUUAUACGGAUGGAACUGUCGAAUCUUUUGGUGGUUAUGGAGGACUAAUAGCCGGAAAUGGAGCUGGUUCUGGUUUUGGAACAGGAGCCACAAUAAGUUCUGCCGGAAAUGGAGGAUUUUACCCAGGGACAUCUGCAUCUUUGUCAUGCUUGGCAGAAAAUGGUGAAAAGCUGACAGGUGGAAAUUCAUGUUCAACUUCAGAAGCAUCUGCAGGUGGGGGUGGAUCAGGAUAUUUUGGCGGUGGUGGCGGUGCUGAUUUAGGAGGAGGUGGUGGAGGAAGUAGCUUUGCAAGUGACAUCCUUGAAAAUAUAAAAUAUUUGAAUGGAAAUGAAAAUAUGACUGAGCCCAUUGGAACAACAAACAUUGGCCAUGUUGGAAAUGGCUUUGUCAUUAUUGAGCAUUUUUUGUUUUGCUCUUUUGGAAUUAAUAAAUGCAUUUUUAAUUUAAAUUCUAUUUUGUUAUUUAUCUUUGUUUUGGUCUAA
This is a messenger RNA of Trichomonas vaginalis G3, 621 nucleotides long. RefSeq names its product glycine-rich protein family. Lineage: Eukaryota; Parabasalia; Trichomonadida; Trichomonadidae. The coding region runs from base 1 to 621 and encodes 206 amino acids. The record is from RefSeq and is a predicted model, not a curated record. The transcript has a single exon.